This is a messenger RNA of Microcebus murinus (gray mouse lemur), 2638 nucleotides long. It is a transcript of the gene TADA2A, whose product is annotated as transcriptional adaptor 2A. The record is from RefSeq and is a predicted model, not a curated record. Gene Ontology annotation, biological process: chromatin remodeling; regulation of transcription by RNA polymerase II. Gene Ontology annotation, molecular function: transcription coactivator activity; protein binding; zinc ion binding. NCBI's taxonomy places the organism in Eukaryota, Metazoa, Chordata, Mammalia, Primates, Cheirogaleidae. Gene Ontology annotation, cellular component: nucleus; SAGA-type complex.
CUUCCUGAUAAGCCACCUUGCCGAGGCUGCUCCUCCUAUCUCAUGGAGCCUUACAUCAAGUGUGCUGAAUGUGGGCCACCUCCUUUUUUCCUCUGCUUGCAGUGUUUCACUCGAGGAUUUGAGUACAAGAAACAUCAAAGUGAUCAUACUUAUGAAAUAAUGACCUCAGAUUUUCCUGUUCUUGACCCCAGCUGGACUGCUCAAGAAGAAAUGGCCCUUUUAGAAGCUGUGAUGGACUGUGGGUUUGGAAAUUGGCAAGAUGUAGCCAAUCAAAUGUGCACCAAGUCCAAGGAGGAGUGUGAGAAACACUAUAUGAAACAUUUCAUCAAUAACCCUCUGUUUGCAUCUACCCUGCUGAACCUGAAACAAGCAGAAGAGGCAAAAACUGCUGACACAGCCAUUCCAUUUCACUCUACAGAUGACCCUCCCCGACCUACCUUUGACUCCUUGCUUUCUCGGGACAUGGCAGGGUACAUGCCAGCUCGAGCAGAUUUCAUUGAGGAAUUUGAUAAUUAUGCAGAAUGGGACUUGAGAGACAUUGAUUUUGUUGAAGAUGACUCGGACAUUUUACAUGCUCUGAAGAUGGCUGUGGUUGAUAUCUAUCAUUCUAGGUUAAAGGAGAGACAAAGACGGAAAAAAAUUAUAAGAGACCACGGAUUAAUCAACCUUAGAAAAUUUCAGUUAAUGGAACGGCGCUAUCCCAAGGAGGUCCAAGACCUUUAUGAAACAAUGAGGCGAUUUGCAAGGAUUGUGGGGCCAGUGGAACAUGACAAGUUCAUCGAAAGCCAUGCACUGGAAUUUGAACUCCGGAGGGAAAUCAAGAGGCUUCAGGAAUAUAGGACAGCAGGCAUUACCAAUUUUUGUAGUGCUAGAACCUAUGAUCACCUCAAGAAAACAAGAGAGGAAGAACGCCUUAAACGCACCAUGCUCUCUGAAGUUCUCCAGUAUAUCCAGGACAGUAGUGCUUGCCAACAGUGGCUCCGCCGGCAAGCUGACAUUGAUUCUGGCCUGAGUCCUUCCAUUCCACUGGCUUCGAAUUCAGGUAGACGGAGUGCACCACCCUUGAACCUCACUGGCCUCCCUGGUACGGAGAAGCUGAAUGAAAAGGAAAAGGAGCUCUGUCAGAUGGUGAGGUUGGUCCCUGGAGCCUAUUUAGAAUACAAAUCUGCUCUGCUGAAUGAAUGUAACAAGCAAGGAGGCUUGAGACUGGCACAAGCAAGAGCACUCAUCAAGAUAGACGUGAACAAAACCCGGAAAAUCUAUGAUUUCCUCAUCCGAGAAGGAUACAUCACUAAAGCUUGAGGCUCUAAGGGCUUGGGACCAGAAGUCAGAAGUUUGGAAUGUGUUGGGCCAAAGGACAAUAUGGGCAUUCUGGAGAGUUUUGUUUUUGAGCUGAAUUCUCAUUGUAAAAAGAGGGGAAGGACAAAGGAACCCUUAAGUUGUAUUAAUGUCUACUUUCUUUCCACCCUGCUUUAAAACACUCCCUGUUGUUGGUAUUAUGCUGCAGAGUUGUGUGCUAGAUAAGCUAUUAUUAAAUGUGAGUGGGCAUUCAUUCCUAACACCUCUUGUAACUAAAAGAACCAUAGUACCUCACAUCACAGUGUUGGUAGAAAUAGAACUAAACCACAGUCUUCAGUCCCAGGAGUUCAGCUCAGAUCCAUGUACUUGAGAGGUAAGUUUGCUGAUUAUCUGCUUUGCCUUCAAACAUUGCAGACAGAUUAAAAAUAAAGAGAAAGGUUUUAGAGCAUCAGAAAGCUUUCUCUUUCUUUCUGAGGAUUUUUUAAGCUGACAACUUAGGUUCCUGAGCAAAGAGAAAGAAAAUAUUCCCAUGAUGAUGGUCUUUCCAAAACUGCAUCUUUAACUCUAGUGUCUGGCUUUGUACUUGGCAGUCUGGCUGUCUGAUCUGCAGUAGACUUUUGAGGAGGUGGUACCAGAUAUAAAAUGUCUCUGUUAUUUUUAGAAUUAAUGGAUUAAAAUGUUUUGCUAUUUAAUUUGUGGAUGUGUCAAAUAUUCUGGUAACUAAAGCACACUUCAAGUGUUGGUUGCCGGCCCCAUCAUGCUGCACUGUCUCUGCUAACCACGUGUGUCCUGAACUCACCCUGUUCUUACCCUGGGUUGCCCAGGAUACCAAGCCCCUGAGGAUGGAGAUGAUGCAACUAACCUCAGCUUUGCUUUGACUGAGACCUGAACCCUAAUUUCUCAAUGGUGAAAAGCUAGCCUGCAAUAAAAGCUGCUUUUAAAACAGACGUGAAGCAGCUUCAUAUAUGGUACUCACUAAAUAUGAGGGUGAGUAGCCCCACAUCUGAAACUUGGUCCUCAAACCUUUCUGCAGAAUAAGAAGCCAGACUCAUAGUCAUGGUUAUCUCAUUUUAUGUUACAAGCAAAGUUGUGUAUAGAAAUAACUUCUUCGGAAUCUGCACAAAUCACAUCCAAUAGCUGACUGAUUCUUUAAUUCCUUCUACAUUCAAACAUCUAAUUAAAAUAUUGUGUGUUUUGUUGGAAGCAUCUGCUCACAUUUUCGAUUGAUGUAAAUAUGCAUGCAGCUUGCUAAUAGACUUCAUCUAGGGGAUAAGAAAUGGAAAAAGACAUUCUCAGGAUCUGAGGGUUCAAAUAGAGGACUUUGAUUCUUUAAAAAGGA